Molecule: messenger RNA, 3148 nt
Organism: Planococcus citri (citrus mealybug)
Lineage: Eukaryota; Metazoa; Arthropoda; Insecta; Hemiptera; Pseudococcidae
Exons: 14
Coding region: 219-2438 (739 amino acids)
Biological process (GO): double-strand break repair; ubiquitin-dependent protein catabolic process; protein K48-linked ubiquitination
Cellular component (GO): nucleus; ubiquitin ligase complex; site of double-strand break
Molecular function (GO): histone binding; metal ion binding; ubiquitin protein ligase activity
Source: RefSeq, a predicted model, not a curated record
AAAAUCGUGAAGGGACAAAAAAUUUUCGUUCCAAAACAUACGCGCAAAAACAAAUCGUUCAAAAUGAAAAUUUCUACCCGUUAUGGAGUUUUGAUGCACUUUUCGUAAAAGAUCCGAACAUUUUCUCAAGUUUUGUGCUAGUUGAACCUUAAAUUGUGAAAAUUUGAGUGAAAUUCUUGAUCCAGUGUAAUAAUUUCUUGAAAAGUAAUGCAACAUUAAUGAUGAGUAGAAAACGCGAAGCUGCACCACCAGCUUUAAUUUUGUUGAGUGAUAUCAAAGAAGCUGUACCGAAAUUUAAUGUCAUUGAUUCUCCAUCAUUUCUUAUUGGAAGAUCCCCAGAUUCGAAUUUAACCCUGCUAGGAAAGAAUAUUUCUAGAAAGCACUGCACCUUCGAUUACGAUGAAGAAGCAAAAAAAUGGAAGAUCCAGUCACAUAGCCGUACUCCUGUCUCCGUUCAAGGGAAAAAUGUCAAAGCAAACUCUUCGAUUACUUUGGAAUGCGGUGAUAAAAUAAAAAUUACGCCAAAUAUUGUUUUCGAAUUCAAAUGUUCUCCCGACAGUCAACAAAAAUGCUGUAUGGAUUUUAAGAGACCGAGAUUCUCUAGCGACGAUGAAGAGGAUGAAGACGAUGAUAUUUCUUCUACAAGAAACGCGCAAAACUUGAACGACGACGUUGCAUUUCCCGAUUUGGACGAUGAUAUUGGAUAUCCCAACUUGGACGAUGACGUUGCGCUUAUUCCACACAUCAACGAUGUGGACGAGGAUAUUUCACUUAUCACCGAUUUUGGCAACGUAAAGAAGAAUGUAGCGUCAAUUCCAAACGUUGAUAGCGACGAUCAAACUGCUUCAUUCGACGACAAACCUGAGUUACCAAGCACUCUUCCUGUUGCAUUAUUACCAGAUUCUGAGGAUUUUACAGAAUUUCGCGCCAAUUAUUCUGAUUCGGUUACUGAAUCGUACAAUAAAGCGUAUUCGGAUCCGGUAUCACCGUCUGGCAUUGAUUCGUUACCUUUAUCGAAUGAUAAUGUUGAUUUUACUUCGCCUCUCACCGUUGACGAUUUGGAGAAAGAAAUACAAAGUUACGUAAACUUCGAUCUAGACAUCUUCGGCGAUAAAGCUUCGAGCCAUCAAAAGCUGAAAGAUGAUUUGGAAUAUAGACUCAAAUUCAUAAGAAAAUUAAUUAAUUUCAACUCAUCUUGCGAAUCAUACUUCUCCAACCCGGACGAUGUUUACAUGUUGAAAGCGUCAAUUGAAGAAUUACCCGCUGAACUUUCAAAAUCAGACUAUCAAAAUGAAAAAACGUUGUGUAAACAGUCAGAUGAAAAAUUGAAUCGUAUUAUUUUGAACAUGGAUGCAAUAUUGAUGGAGAAAACUAAACUGGCUGCCAAUUUCGUGCAUAAAUUUCUCGAAAAAUUUCCCAGUAAAAAGCUUCAUGAUACUUUCGAAAAUUCGCAAAAUCUUCUGGACGACGACGGACUAGAUUUCAAACCAAAAAGUACGCUUGGUGGUAAAGAACACGAAGAUCUCGUUCGCGAAAAAAACGAUUUACAAACUGAAAUAGAAAAAUACAAGGAAGAAAAUAAGCGACAUAAAGAAAAUACGAGCUGGCAAGAAUCAAGAAUUAAAUUUCUAGAGCUGAAAAUAAAGGACAAAGAAAAACUCGAGAUUGAACUGGAAAAUGCGAAAGAAGAAACCGAACUAUUGGAAAAACAAAAUGCUGAUAUGAAACGCGAUUUGGCCAAUCUCGAAAUAAUGGAAUUAGAGUACAAAAACAUAUUGGAAACGAAUAAAUACCGCGAAGAAGAUAAACGAGAUAAAGAUGCUUUACAGCGCACUAUUAAUACUCUGGAGAGUCAGAUGAAAGUACUUAAAGAAGAUAAUGCUCUAUUAUUGAGUGAUAAUUGUGUAAAGAAGGAUGAAAUUACAAACCUGAAAAAGAAAUGCGAGGAGUUAGAAGAAAAGAUCAAAGAAAAAAUUGUCGCCGCUACACGAUGCGUUAGUGCAUGUGGAAUUUCAGGUGACGGUUCUUCAGAAGAAGAGUAUUGCUGUGAUAUGGUCAAGGAAGUUAAAACCAGUUUAAUGGACUUGAUGGAAAAAGAAUUUAGUUGCAGCAUUUGCGGUGAAAUGCUUAUAGAAUCCACAGUUACUAACUGCAACCACGUAUUCUGCUCGUUUUGUCUACAAGAGUGGAAGAAGAAACAAAAGAAAUGUCCGUUUUGCCGAGGACCGCUUUCUAAAGAAGUCAGAGCUGUUAUUAUAGACGAUUACAUCACAAGCUUCAUGAAACUGCUUUCCGAAAAAAUGUACGCCGAACGAAUGAAAGUGAUCAGUGACAGAACAGCUAAAAAAGCACCACCGCCGCCUCCAACUCCUCAAGGCAGAGGUAGAACCGCUAGGAGGAACAGUAGGCAAGCAGCCGCAGUUGUUGAUCUCAGCUGAAUUUUGUUUUACUGAAAGAAUAUUUUUUUUUACUUGUGAAGACUGCAUUAAAAUACAACUUCAUCUUCGAAACUGUCUCGUCGUAAGAUUUGUACUUGUGAAUUUCUUUUGUAAAAUAGACUUUAUUUUAUUUGUAAUCUAAUUUAGAUACGCUUGAAUGUUUUAAAAGCAGAUGUUAGUGGUGUUUUUAUUUUUCGUUAAUGAGUCAAAAAUUAAAGUCACUUUUGAUAUUGGAAAAUGUGUUUUGCUCCUGAACGAAAGUAAUCAAACAUACUCAUUUGGAUCUCUGGUUCAAAAAAAAUCGAUCGAUUUUCUUGGUUUGUAAAUUUGAACAAGUUUUACUUGGUAUAUUCACCUUCUGGGAUAUAUUUCAAAAAAUAUUCGUUGUGAACGAAACAUAAAAUGCCAUUAUUGACAUGUAACAGCAUUUAAAAUCUUAAGAUUUGUUGGAGUAUUGAUUAUAAAAUAUUGAAGGAAUUACAAAAUUCCAUCUACUCAUUUAAGCUUCGGUAUAUUUACAUUUACAACUUGUAUUUCUCUCAUCAUAGGUUGAUUGCGUGAAGAAACUUCCUCAACUACCAUGUACACAAUAUUUUCCAAUUUAUUUUUAAAAUCCGAUGUUUUUUUUACCUAUUUAGAUUUAGUAAUGUUUUGUACUGUUUUACGUACGUGAUUGUCGAGGGUUUUUUCAAUAAACGUAUGAAUUCGUC